AGACGUCGUAACGUAAGCUGUAAAGCUUGACACGGCCCGGAGGCGACUGUAAAAUGAUGGUCACAGAUCUGUGUAGCUGGUGGGAGGGCACUGCUGUUUCUUAAAACACAAUGACGUAAAUUCAGAGGAAAUGGCUUCGUCACAUCAAGGCAAGACUGUCUUCGUCUGCCAUGCCGGAGAAAGCAAGCCGUUUGUACGGCAACUCGUUGAUCGUCUUGAGAACGAUGGCCUGACAAAAGAGGAAAUCUUUUUUGAUGAGAUGUCUUUAGAUCCCGGUGAUGAGUUAGAUAGUAUCAUCAAAGUCAUAGAGAGUCCUUCCCUGAAAUUGUUUGUGUUUGUGGUCAGCAAGUAUUGUUUUGACAACGAAAGAACAUGGAUCCGAGCAGAAUGGGAGGCAGCUUUGACAAACAACAAACAGGUUUUCCCCAUUUGGCUUGACGACAACAAUGAUGAUUUCAAGGCAUUUGGAAACCUCGUCAGGAAGUUUUCCUACAAGCUGAGGAAGCUGAUUGCAGAGAGGGUGAACCCGCAAGAAACUGCGACCGCCCUGCCCAGCCUCUCUGGAAAGAUCUGCUCACUUAUCUGUGGUGAUGAUGAGCCAGCCAAAAAGAGCCCGCCACCCUCACCUGAUGAUGCCGUGCAAACCUCACGACAAAACAUUAUGCCAGAUGUCCUUCCUGCCAAGCUGAAGCUGGAGUUUGUCCAGAAAUCAUACAACCAGCUGCUGGACAAGGCAGAUGCCCUUUUUGACAAAGAGAUUUUCAAGGACGAAGAACGUUUUAAGAAAGCAGAGAAACUAUUUGACAGGUAUAAGACAACAAUUGAGUCCAUUAUCAGGGGCUGCUUCAUCUUCAACUUACGGUUCUUCCAGCCCUGUAACGUAGAUGAGUUUUACCACGACCACUUCCGCCUGGGCCCAGCCAGCCUGUCCGCGGCCCUCACACGUCUCCUGGUCACCGACGAGAUGCGUGCUGCUGCCGGUGGGGAGGAGUUGAUGGUCCGGGUGGAGGUUCGGUAUGACGACUACAUCAGGGUCCGGAGGCAACUCUGCAUGACAGGUCGACAUCGGUGUGACAUCUGCUCAAAAGUCUUCUACACGAACCGUGAGAUGGAGCAACACACGAGAGACAAGCAUGGCAACACACGUUUUGAAGAUCCUAGAAAAGGCUUCAUGGAGAGGGAAAAUCAACUCGAACUGUCUCUGCGCAACUACCAAAAAGAGCUUGCAGAACCAGCCAUCCAGGGAAAGAACACAAUCGUGUGCGCCCCGACUGGCAGUGGCAAAACGAAUGUCGCCAUGUACAUUAUCAAAGAGCACCUGGACGAUCGACUAUCCUUUCCAAGCGCCCAAAGGUUCGACAUUGCAAAAGUCAUAAUCCUCACGCCAGAAAUCACCAUCUUGGAACAGCACUACAGUUCCUUCUGCAGGUACCUGCCGUUCUUCCGCAUAGGCAAGCGCAGCGGGUCGUACGUGACGAAAAGGCCGUUUGAGGAUGUCGUGGAGUCCAAUGACAUCACCGUGGCAACUCCAGAAAUCCUGCUGAACGCGCUCCGUGAGAAGACUGUGAACAUCACAGACUUUUCCCUCAUCGUGUUCGACGAGUGCCACCACACUAGGAAGGAUGUCCCCUACAACAAGAUCAUGGCGGAGUAUCUGAAGAUCAAGCUACACGACCUCCAGGCAAGCCUUCCUCAGAUAGUUGGCCUAUCCGCUAUUCCAUGCGCAGGAGGAAAGCCAGACCUUCCAGGUGCUGAAAAGCACCUGGAGGUCCUCAUCGCCAGCUUGGAUGCAGAGGUCUUGAAAACGGUAGAGGAUCCAGAGAACAUCAAAGAGCUGGAGGAGAAGGUGAACACGCCGAGCAAGCACACACUGGUAACCGGCUCCCGGCCAGACGACCCAUUCAGGGACAUAGUGGAGGGGAUGAUGAAAGCGAUCGAGGAUCAGCUGCCGCGGGACCUACAGCUACAGUACGGCGGACCCAGGGGCGUACAGGAGUACCAGUCUGCUGUGGACCUGGUGAAGAAGCUGGCCACAAUGGGGUGGAACACGGAUGUGGUACAGCAGUGUGACCAUCUGCUGAAUUACAACAAGGCCUUACAGAUGAACAACACAGCACGUAUGAAGGAUGCUAUGAAGAUUCUGACAGAUUUCUAUGAUGAGCUGAAAGGGAGGCGCAGGAUCUCAGCUGCGGAAAACCGGCUGCUGGAUCUCUUCGAAGCAAAAAGAAGACAACUCCUUGCUAUCAGUCAGAUGGAGGAGACGUAUCCCAACCCAAAACUGGUGGAACUGGAGAAGGAAAUCCUGAAUGCCAGAGAGGAGUUUGAGGAUGAAUUGAGAGGUAUUCUCUUCGUAAAGACCCGUGCCCUUACGCAGGCCAUGACCAGCUGGGUGCAGGAGACGCCUGCACUCAGGUUCCUGAACCCAGGAGUCCUGACGGGAUCGUCCGGAGAGGACGUCGGCCGACUGACACACGGCCAGCAGGUCGGCGUCAUCAAGAAGUUCAACGAUGGGGUCCACAAGCUGCUCAUCACCACAAGUAUAGCUGAGGAAGGUCUAGACAUCCGGGACUGCAACAUGGUCAUCAAGUACAACUAUGCAACCAACGAGAUCGCCAUGGUCCAGGCACGCGGGCGCGCACGCGCAGCGGAGGGGAAGGAGCUUGUGAUUGCUGACCUGCAUAUUGCUGAGAAAGACAGGGUGAACGCCCUUACAGUGGAAGUUUCCGAGAAGGCCAUCAGGAAUAUCCAACGUCAACUACACAGCGGCGACCUCCGGAAGAAAAUCAGUCAACUGCAGCUAGACAUGGUUAAAGAUAGGGAAGAAAAGGGAAAGCAACAGGAGAUUAAAAAGAGGAUGUAUAGUGCAUCUGAAAUAAAGCUUUGCUGCAAGGGGUGCCCUAAGGACGACAUGAUCUGUUACGGAAGCGAGUUGAGGUUGUUGGAUCGUCACAACCAUAUCUACCCCUCCCGCCAAUGGGAUAAAGUAGAGUUCCUGGAGCACACUGACAAAAAGAAGCAAGAUUUGGGGAUCCGAAAAGUGUACUGCAAGAAAUGCGGUUUCGACUUCGGCAACACCUACAAGGGGUAUCCCUGUCUGAAAAUCGCUAGCUUUAACAUCGUCCUUCUCGGCGGGGAUAUGGUAACUGCGAAGAAGUGGAAAGACGUGCCGUUUGAAUUGGAGAGUAUGGCAGUCUAA
Molecule: messenger RNA, 3196 nt
Organism: Branchiostoma belcheri (Belcher's lancelet)
Lineage: Eukaryota; Metazoa; Chordata; Leptocardii; Amphioxiformes; Branchiostomatidae
Product: probable ATP-dependent RNA helicase DHX58
Exons: 12
Coding region: 131-3196 (1021 amino acids)
Biological process (GO): positive regulation of interferon-beta production; signal transduction; response to virus
Cellular component (GO): cytoplasm
Molecular function (GO): ATP binding; single-stranded RNA binding; zinc ion binding
Source: RefSeq, a predicted model, not a curated record